CGUACCAAAUUGGCGUGUGUCAGAUGUCGACGGCGCAAAACGAAGUGUUCGGGGUCCAUCCCAUGCUCUACAUGUAUCUCAGGGGGCCAUGAGUGUGUUUUCUACAAGAAGCCAAGGGUCAUCAAGGUGCUAGACUCGGAAAUCCAGGUAUACCAGGACAGAAUUGAGGAGCUCGAGCGAGAACUAGAGAUGGCGAAGUCUCCCAGCGGAAGCUCUGCUACUUCGUCAGACACCAUUGACCGAUUAAACCUAUCCAUAUGGCUUGGGUCUGCGUCGUCGGAGUUAAUCUGCUGGAACUUGAAGCAGUUCAAGAUUUCCAGUUCGGAUCCAUCGAAAAGCAGUGAAGAAAUCAUCAUAAGUCCAAACUUCAGUUCGUUUAACGAGGAAACAACGUAUGAUGGGUUGUUCCGGGUGGAAAACUUGUUGAAUUCGGAUGAGGUUCGUGAGAUCCUCGAACCCUUGAACUAUCUCAAAUUUCUCGAGCUCUUUGACAACGUUGUCACUUUCAUUAACGCAGGCUACCUUAUUGUUGACCCUGAUGAGUUCAUCAGAAAGGGCCUGGAGUAUUUUGACUUCAGCUCACCACAACAGCAGUUGAGAAUGGAUUUAGUUGACUUCGAAGACGAAGGAAAACGAUUUUUCUUGCUAAAGAUGGUGACAAUUUUGGCGUUGGGAGAAAUCUAUGGCACCGAUUCAUACGUGGGGAUUAAAAAACCAAAUAAAUGGCCAUCUCUACCUGGUUCUGACUAUUUUCGGGUGGUCAUCAAGUAUAUGCCCUCAUCCUUUUCAUUAAUUACUUUUUGCAGUCAGCCGUUGGGGAGAUCUUUUGAAAUAAUAGAAAUGUUUGGAUUGUCUUCAUUAUACCUCAGAAUCAUUGACAAGAAAAAUGCAGCCGUGCUUUUUACUCUUAAUGCUUUGCAAUUGUGUAUCUCGUUGAAUUUGCACAAAGAAAAACAUUUAAGAUCUCCUGUUGUUAGCGAAAAAUCUACACGGAGCAUCAAUAAGAUUUGGUGGAGCUCUUUUUGUUUGAAUCAAUUUUUCAGUUCAAGAAUUGCUCAACCAUUGUUAUUGAGUCUAAAGGAAAUCAGAACGUACAACAAUGAGAGACCGUCCUCCGGGACCCAAUCACCAGUUAUGGAAAAGGAUAAAUUGAUGCAUACUAUCAUUUCGAAGUACAACUUUUCAUCCCUGUCUUCCAUGAAGUACUAUGUCGAAUUAGCAAAAAUAUCCGAUCGGAUAACGCAUGAGCUCUACUGUGUCAAGCUUCCAUUUAAUAACAAGGACUUCUUACAAUCGAUCUUGAAUAUUAUUGAAUCAUUGGUUCAAUGGGUGAACGACCUCCCGUAUCACCUCAAGCUCAAACUCCCAAUGAUCAUCAAAGACAACGCACUGACGAAUCGGUUGAUCUGCAGCUUGCACCUAAACUACCUCCACCACAUCUACUUAUCAAGCAUUCCCGUGCUUCUCAACUUUGUGCGGAUGAAGAUCUUCAAUUACUACAAGUUCAAGAGAUUAAUCCUCAAUCCCAUCAUGCUCAACGAAAUGCCCAAGAACAUCUCCAACUUGAUGCAUAUGCUUAUCAAAUCUUGCCAGUUGACCACCAACAUUUUCAUGACCUUGUACAGGCAGAGAUACUUGAGAGUGUUUGGAUUCACGGACUUGGACUUCUUGUUUAGUUGCUCGUUGGUUUUUUUGAUUUGCUUGAUUCUAGGCGUUGAUAAAGACAAGUACUUUGCUUUUGAUGAGUACUUGGAGAUCUCCAUGAAUAUCAUGUAUGAGAUGAAUAUGGGAGGAAACCUUGUUGCUAAAGGCAAAUUGAACCAGAUCCUAGACUUGUUACGGGAGAUAGAGGAUUUGCAGCCCGAACUCCAGUUUGGAUUCCAGCCCAUCAAUGGAACCGGAGGCUUUAACUACAUCACCAACGAUCAACUCUACGGAUUGACAGAUAAUACUGACCUUACUGAUCUUCGCAUUGCUGAUGAAGAUGUGGAGUUCAUGAACCAGAUCCUUCAGGGCUACGAUAGCAGGCUA
This is a messenger RNA of Suhomyces tanzawaensis NRRL Y-17324, 2031 nucleotides long. RefSeq names its product Zn(II)2Cys6 transcription factor. The annotation marks the transcript as partial. NCBI's taxonomy places the organism in Eukaryota, Fungi, Ascomycota, Pichiomycetes, Serinales, Debaryomycetaceae. Gene Ontology annotation, biological process: DNA-templated transcription; regulation of DNA-templated transcription. The transcript is spliced from 4 exons. The record is from RefSeq and is a predicted model, not a curated record. Gene Ontology annotation, molecular function: DNA-binding transcription factor activity, RNA polymerase II-specific; zinc ion binding; DNA binding.